AAUGCAACAGAUGAGAAUUGGCAGAGAACUGUUCUCGAAUGGUCUCAAUCUUUCGAGAAACAAAUUACUUACGAUUAUGCCAUCAUCCUUGAUGUCCAUUCUGUCAUAAACCUCGAGAAAAUCCGUCAGGCUCUGGAUUUUUCUAUUAUAAAUGGGCAACUUUUAACUGCUGAACAGAAAAGCAACCUCGUGUGGGGUCUUUUUGAUGUACAAGGUAGUGACGAGAUGUUGAUCGUGCUAAGUCAAAAAGCAAUAAGUAAAAUUUUAAGCCAAGAAGAAAAAACAAACGUCAACUUAAUAACUCAGGCAUACAAUUAUUCCAGUGAAAGCUCUCUCUAUUUUGUAAACGAUUAUAUCGGAAUCAUAGAAUGGUCAAAUGCAAUUGAGAAUAUUCCUAUUGAAACUACAAUUGCUAUCGGUAAUAUUUAUCAAGAAGAGGAAGUAGAAGAUUUAGUUGCACAUUUAAAUUUACCAAAUAUGAAAAUCUGUCAUCCACCGACUCGUAAGAAUGGACCAUCAAUUGCCAUUGUUACUAGUAGUUAUAUUUACGAGAAUUUGUGCAUGCUUCCAGUAGCUAUCAAUACUGCGGAGAAUAAAAGGAAUUAUGCAUUAAAGAAUGGAUAUGCUUUCGUCGGUAGAUCGUCCGAGUUUGCUCAACAACGUUAUAAGAAACGAAAAGCCGUUUGGG
Acaulospora colombiana is the source of this 688-nucleotide messenger RNA. NCBI's taxonomy places the organism in Eukaryota, Fungi, Glomeromycota, Glomeromycetes, Diversisporales, Acaulosporaceae. The record is from the annotation of a GenBank genome assembly.